GUUCUGAAUCUUCUGAUUAACCUACCACUGAACCAGUAAGCAACUCCAGUAUCCACCCUGCGUCUGUCGCUCUCUGCAUCUUGCAGAGCAAAUAUGGCUAAACAAGCUUCCUUACUCCUCCUGUUCUUAUUCUUCUUCGCCCUCUUCACACUCCAGGAAGCUUCACCAAGCCCAGAUUUGAAGCCCCUCUUAGAUUUCAAAUCCGCCUCUGACAAAGCCAACAAACUCACUUCAUGGAACUCCACCACCAACCCCUGUUCUUGGACCGGCGUCUCCUGUAUCCAGAACCGAGUUUCCAGACUCGUUCUCGAAAACCUGGGGCUCACUGGGUCCAUCCAGCCUCUUACUUCACUCACUCAGCUCAGAGUCCUUAGCCUCAAGAACAACGGCCUCUCCGGUCGAGUUCCUGAUCUUUCUAACCUCACUGCGUUGAAGCUUCUCUUUCUUUCUCAUAACGAGUUCAGUGGUGAGUUUCCCGUUUCUGUGCAGUCGCUUUUCAGGCUGUACCGUCUUGAUCUGUCGUUUAACAACUUUUCCGGCGGGAUUCCUGCGACGGUCAACAGUUUGACGCAUCUUUUGACGCUUCGGCUGGAGGAAAACCAGUUUACAGGUGCGAUUUCGGGUCUGAGUCUCCGGAAUCUGCAGGACUUUAAUGUCUCUGGUAACAGGCUAUCCGGUGAAAUACCUGCGUCUCUGUCUGGUUUCCCCCAAUCCGCAUUCGGGCAAAAUGUAGCUCUUUGUGGGUCUCCGAUGCAGAAGUGCAAGAGCAUUGCAACUGACCCGACAAAACCCGGAUCCAACGGAGCAUUGGCAUCACCGUUAAUACCCGGCGGCCACCCGAGUACGGUAGCUUCAUCGCCAAGCUUUUUGCCCUCAAAUCCAAACCGGAGAAACCCAACAAAGCCUCAACACAGAGACAGUUCCUCUUCCAAGAUCAGUCCAUUGGCUCUAAUAGCCAUUAUACUAGGCGACGUUUUGGUCCUCGCCAUGAUCUCUCUCCUCCUCUACUGCUACUUCUGGCGAAACUAUGCCGCCAAAAUACGAGAAGGGAAGCGCUCUAAACUACUCGAAGGAGAAAAGAUCGUGUACUCAUCGAGUCCGUACCUCACCCAGCCUGGAUACGAGAGGGGCCGAAUGGUAUUCUUCGAAGGAGGGAAAAGAUUUGAGCUUGAGGACUUGCUGCGAGCCUCAGCCGAAAUGCUGGGGAAAGGCGGGUUUGGAACCGCUUACAAGGCGGUGCUAGACGACGGCAAUUUGGUGGCCGUGAAGCGCCUGAAGGAUGCGAACGUAGGUGGGAAGAGAGAGUUCGAGCAGCACAUGGAAAUCCUGGGGAGGCUGAGGCAUCCCAAUUUGGUAACCCUGAAAGCUUACUACUUCGCCAGGGAGGAGAAGCUACUGGUCUCUGAUUACAUGCCCAAUGGAAGCUUGUUUUGGCUUCUUCACGGUAAUCGGGGACCAGGGAGAACCCCGCUGGACUGGACCACAAGGCUAAAAAUAGCGUCAGGAGCGGCCCACGGCGUAGCCUUUCUUCACAAUACCUGCAAAACACUGAAGCUCACCCAUGGCAACAUCAAGUCCACCAAUGUCCUCCUUGACAAAACCGGGAACGCACGCGUCUCCGACUUCGGCCUCUCCGUCUUCGCAUCCCCCACAACCAACUCCCCGCGCUCCAACGGCUACCUUGCGCCGGAGUUGUUAUCAUCAGACGGUCGGAGAUCCACCCAGAAAUCUGAUGUCUACUCCUUCGGUGUACUCCUCCUGGAGCUGCUUACUGGGAAGUGCCCUUCAAUUGUUGAUGGCGGUGUUGGGCCCGAAUGUGGAUACGGCGGCGCCGUGGAUUUGCCCAGGUGGGUCCAGUCUGUGGUGAGGGAGGAGUGGACGGCUGAGGUUUUUGAUUUGGAGCUGAUGAGGUAUAAGGAUAUCGAAGAGGAGAUGGUGGGGCUGCUGCAGAUUGCCAUGGCAUGCAGCGCGGCGGCGCCUGAUCAACGGCCAAAGAUGAGCCAUGUUGUGAAGAUGAUCGAAGAUCUUCGUGGGGUCGAGGUGUCGCCAUGUCACGACGGUUUUGAUUCCGUCUCCGACUCACCCUGCUUAUCAGAGGACACCUGUGGGGCAGCAAGUCAGUAAUUUUUUUAACCUAGGGAAAUCUUGGACAGACGAUGUAAAUUUUUUUCAAAUUCAACUUGCUUUGGAUUCUAAUUUCUACUAGUGUUUAGCAUCAAUUUCAAGAAUUUUUUUAAUGCAAAUUUAAGAAACGAGAAUGAAUGACCCAAGUGAAAGAGACAAAAAAACAGGUUUUAAAUG
Messenger RNA from Rubroshorea leprosula, 2301 nucleotides. The record is from the annotation of a GenBank genome assembly. Lineage: Eukaryota; Viridiplantae; Streptophyta; Magnoliopsida; Malvales; Dipterocarpaceae.